This is a messenger RNA of Microthlaspi erraticum, 1698 nucleotides long. The record is from the annotation of a GenBank genome assembly. NCBI's taxonomy places the organism in Eukaryota, Viridiplantae, Streptophyta, Magnoliopsida, Brassicales, Brassicaceae.
AUGGAAACCAAAAUCGUCAAGGUAUCGGAUAGUAGUUUUAAAGAUGGACUUGGCAAAAAGAGAAAGCUCCCCGCCAACUAUGAUUCUGGAAGGUCAUUUGCAAAGCUGCAGUGUGUGCUCUCACCGAACAUUUCAACACAAAAGCUUGAGAGAAGGAGAGAAUUGGAGGGUGGAAACAAUGUUAAGGUUUCUGAGAAUCACUCUGGGAAGUCUUUGGUACGAUACUACUCUUAUUUUAAGAAGACCGGAGCGCCAAGGCGUGUUAUGUUCUAUGAGAAUGGUGAAUGGAUUGAUUUGCCUGAGCAUGUUAUAUGCUCCAUCAAGAAUGAUCUUGAAGCAAAGAGAGCUGCAAUUGAGGUCGACUGGUCCGGUCGCAGUUUUGUUCUGGAUUUCUUGCACAUGCAUCGGCUAGACUUGGAAACAGGUGUAACAACUCACCUUGCAUGGAUUGACAUUGCUGGAAAAUGCUUUUUCCCUGAUGUUUCUGAAACUGUCGAAAGGGAAGAUCCGGAAAAGCAUGAUCAAUGCGAGAUCAAGCUGCACCUUGAAAUCGAUGUCAAUGGUGGGGGAUUACCGAGGCUGAACUUGAAGGAGUUCAAUGACAAUAUGGAUGAUAUUCAACUUGUUCAGCGAUAUGAUGAGACAUCGGAGGAUAGCUGUAGUCGUGGGCUUGAAGAUGAUGUGGAGAAAUGGGAGGAGACAGGAAAUAGUAUAUUCUCUGGUGCCAAGGUUACUGAGAAGGAGGAACUUGAUAGCGAUGCUGUCAACCAAAUGUUUGUUUUGGGCAUGGCCACUUUAGGACAUGUGGAGUUGCUUGAUGUGCAUCGGUUCUCAAGUGACAUCGCCAAAGCUCGUCAAUCGAUUUUCCAGAAACAAGCCGACAUCACUGAGAAACACCGAGGAGAUGCCAACAUUAGAUAUGCAUGGGUUCCUGCGAAGAAGGAAUUGUUGUCUGAAGUUAUGAUCCAUGGACUUGGAGUGGGAGGAGCAUUCAUUAAAAAGUCUAUGUAUGGUGUUGGAGUUCACUUAUCUUCUGCAAACUUCCCUUAUCUCAGUGCUAGACAUUGUGAUAUUGAUGAAAACGGUGUGAGGCACAUGGUUUUGUGCCGUGUGAUAAUGGGGAACAUGGAGCUUCUUCGUGGUGAUAGUGCACAGUUCUUUACUGGAGGAGGAGAGUAUGAUAACGGAGUUGAUGAUGUCGAUAAUCCGAAGCACUAUAUUGUGUGGAACGUGAAUACAAACACUCACAUUUACCCAGAAUUUGUAGUUAGCUUCAAGCUGUCUAUCCCCAAUGCUGAAGGGAAUUUGCUUCUUACUAGUCAGAGUAAGCACGGAAUUUUGGGGAUUACCUUGGAAGGAUCCAAAGGUUCUCUCUCUAAUGAGCCUGGAAAGAUAUCGAAUGGAUCUUCAGGGAUCGAAAACAACAGUGCCGGUUCCACCAGUAAGAAGCCCAUAUCUUCUUUGAUGCCUUAUCCUAUGCUCUUCACUGCAAUCUCGAGCAAAAUUGCACAGAAAGACAUGGACUUGAUCUCUGCUGAUUACCAACAGCUUAGGGAGAAGAAGAUGUCGAGAGAGGAAUUUGGGAGGAAGCUGCGGUCGACUGUAGGAGAUGAUGAUCUGCUGAGAUCCACCAUAACAGCUCUUCAACGCUUGCCACCCUCUGCCAUGAAAAUGAAACCGACCACUGGUGGCUUCUAA